Messenger RNA from Diachasma alloeum, 411 nucleotides. Its product is annotated as deoxyuridine 5'-triphosphate nucleotidohydrolase-like. Gene Ontology annotation, molecular function: magnesium ion binding; dUTP diphosphatase activity. Lineage: Eukaryota; Metazoa; Arthropoda; Insecta; Hymenoptera; Braconidae. The transcript has a single exon. Gene Ontology annotation, biological process: dUMP biosynthetic process; dUTP catabolic process. Bases 1 to 411 code for a protein of 136 amino acids. The record is from RefSeq and is a predicted model, not a curated record.
AUGCACAAGGAUGCCAUUAUUCCUGCUUAUGCGACAGAAGGUGCGGCGGCAUUUGACUUGCAUUGUAUCAAUGAUGGCCUUGUUUUAUCCAAGGGUAGCGACUUGUUUAAAACAGGAUUAGCAUUUGAAAUUCCUGAAGGUUAUGUCAUGUUGGUGACGGGAAGAUCUGGAUAUGGUUUUAAGCAUGGUGUCCGUUUAGCUAACUGUGUGGGUGUCAUUGAUAGUGAUUAUCGUGGCGAAGUACUGAUAAAGCUUGUCAGUGAUGGCGAUACUGAUUUAUUUAUCGAACCCAGAGAACGAAUUGCACAAGCCAUGAUUGUUCCAAUUCAACAGGUUGCUUUUGACAAUGUUGAUGAAUUAUCUUCAACUGAACGUGGUGAUGGUGGCCUUGGUUCAACGGGAUUGAAAUAA